Messenger RNA from Suillus subalutaceus, 1403 nucleotides. RefSeq names its product signal peptide peptidase-domain-containing protein. Bases 78 to 1211 code for a protein of 377 amino acids. Gene Ontology annotation, cellular component: cytoplasmic side of endoplasmic reticulum membrane; lumenal side of endoplasmic reticulum membrane; membrane. The transcript has 7 exons. The record is from RefSeq and is a predicted model, not a curated record. Gene Ontology annotation, molecular function: aspartic endopeptidase activity, intramembrane cleaving. Gene Ontology annotation, biological process: membrane protein proteolysis. Lineage: Eukaryota; Fungi; Basidiomycota; Agaricomycetes; Boletales; Suillaceae.
CUGACACGUCUCUUGUCACGUAGCAUGUAAAGUAGUUGCAUCCAACCAUUAACACCCCCAUCAAGUACUGAAUUGAGAUGGCCAGCACAGACUGGGACCUCAUUUCUUCAUACGCAGGUCUUCUGUGCUUGGCUUCUAUCUCUAUAUACGCCGGAGCACAUGGUUCACUUCCAGCUCCUAAGAAGCAAAAAAGCAAUGGGCCGGAUAAAUCGGUAGUGCAAAGUGACGAAGAUGACGAGGAUGACGAGGGUGUGGAAGAUAGGCUCUCGUCUGGUGACGCGUGGCUUUUCCCAGUUGCAGGCUCAGUAGCGCUUUUCGGGAUGUACACUAUAAUGAAAUUCUUCGGAAAAGAAUGGAUAAAUUGGUUGCUCGCGUGGUAUUUUUCGAUCGCUGGCGUUGGCAGUGUGUGGAAGAGUGCUGCGUCGCUUAUGAGAUUCGCGGUCCGUGAUGAACGGUGGAAGAAGUUCGAUCGGAAUAGAGUGUUGGUUCUGAAGGGUCCACGAGAAUUGCUUUCGGUGUCGUUACGCACUCCGACAAUUGCGUUGUUUCCACUCGCUUUGAUACCCUCUGUGCUAUUCAAUACCUCGGAAACGAAUCGCAAAUCUGCGCUUAUAACAGAUAUCCUGGCGCUUUCAUUUUCGCACAAUGCUUUAUGUCUCCUGAAAAUAGACUCGUUCAAGACGGGAUGUAUUCUUCUGUCUGGACUGUUCUUUUAUGAUAUAUAUUGGGUGUUUGGUACGGACGUCAUGCUUACGGUAGCCACGUCUCUUGACGUCCCAAUUAAACUGCUCUGGCCCAAAUCACUCAGUUUUGCCAGCGAGCGCGGUUAUACAUUACUCGGACUAGGGGACAUUGUCAUUCCCGGUACAUUCGUUGCCUUGGCACUACGUUAUGACUACGCACGUGCAGGUGGGAAAGGCACAUUUAGGAAGCCAUACUUUUAUGCGACCCUGGCAGCGUACUUUACUGGCCUCGUCACGACUAUGACAGUUAUGCACGUGUUUGGUAAAGCCCAGCCUGCAUUGCUUUAUUUGAGCCCCGCUUGUAUAUUAUCAUUGUUGAUUGUAGGGAUUAUUAGAGGGGAAUUAGGCGAUGCUUGGAAGUGGAUUGAUGAUGGUGAGAUGAAGAAGGUUGUGGGGGAUGGGAGCGGAAAGGGUCAUGAGGGUGAUGGGAGUGUGGAGCAGGAUGAUGGGAGGAGGAAGAAUAAGUAAAAGUAAGAAGCGGGUGCAAUGAUUAUCUGAUGGAUUUACGUCGGGGGUACGUGUGUUUGAGUUGGAGUAGAGGAGGGAUAUCGCACGGAUGCCUGUUUAAGUUUGAAUUGGGUUGCUUACCUUGUGGUUAAUAAUUUGAAUUAUAAAUGGAGUGUGAUGGUGGCGCUGUAGAUGACUUGCCUGAGAUUUGAG